AAAAGUGAAGAAUCCUCGAUUUCUACUAAAAACGGAGUUAAAACCGUUAACAGGUUUAACAGGAUUAUAAUCCCGGCACCUGUGAAGUACCAAAAAUUAGCUGAUGUGAUGUCUACUUUUAUAAAACGAAACCUGAAGAAUAAAGGCGCCCGCAAGCGCAAACAAUCGUCCAGUGAUUCAGAUGAAACAGCCGAAAAUGAGUCCACGGUGGUGGUGACGAACGAAAAACGCAAGAAAUCGAACCCCAACAUACAGAGCACCUCAGCCCUACGGCGAAAGGCGGGAGUUUCCGCAGCGGAUGCCGAUGCCUCCAACUCGAGCGCGGACGACGACGAGAGCCUGGGGGUUAGCUACAAAUCGAAACGAACGGCACAAUCGGAAGGUCCGCGGGACCAAGGGGCGACGGCAGAGCUGGAAAUCGAAACCGACAAGAACCACGAUGCGCAGGCCAUCCGCCAGAAACGUAUCGACAUCAACAAGGAGCAGGAGGGCAAGCAGGACGAUAAGGUUUAUCGUGGAACGAACUACUACACACAGUUUUUCAAGAAGAAAGACAGCGCUCAAGGAAACGCAGCUUCAGGGAUGGUGAGCAAAGGACCGAUAAGGGCACCGACCAACAUCCGCUCGACCGUACGCUGGGACUAUCAGCCGGACAUCUGUAAGGACUACAAGGAAACGGGCUACUGUGGGUUCGGUGAUAGCUGCAAGUUCUUGCACGACCGAAGCGACUACAAGCACGGAUGGCAGAUGGAGCAGGAGGGCUCCGGCACGGGCGGUAAUUAUGCGGCCGAUGACUCGGAUGGUGAUGAUACCAAGUACGAGAUUCACUCGGACGAUGAAGAGCUACCAUUCAAAUGUUUUAUAUGCCGCGAAAGUUUCGUCGAUCCGAUCGUUACCAAAUGCAAACACUACUUCUGCGAGAAAUGCGCGCUGGCACAGUUCAAAAAGUCAUCCCGUUGUGCAAUCUGCGGGGUGCAGACGAACGGAAUGUUCAACCCGGCGAAGGAACUCGCUGCAAGACUGAAAUCGAAAGAACUAGAGCAUGGUUCAGACAGUGACUGAACGAUCCAUUAAAUAAAUGAUUCACGUAACUAU
Anopheles aquasalis is the source of this 1095-nucleotide messenger RNA. RefSeq names its product RING finger protein mdlc (gene mdlc). Lineage: Eukaryota; Metazoa; Arthropoda; Insecta; Diptera; Culicidae. Gene Ontology annotation, biological process: snoRNA splicing. Gene Ontology annotation, molecular function: metal ion binding. The record is from RefSeq and is a predicted model, not a curated record. Gene Ontology annotation, cellular component: U2-type spliceosomal complex.